GUGCUUUAAUGAAUUAUUUUUAGAUUAUUUUUGUUUUUCUGUUUUCUUUGCUAUCGUAAUCCUUAACGUAAUGUCUAGUAUUCGCGCGCAAAGCAACACUGCGAGGCGAGCUGACUGGAUCCGUGGUCGGAUGAGGAAGGAUGGCGGAGGACGUGAAGGAAGAGUCGGUGGCUUCUAACGAUGAGUCGGAUCAAGCAGCAUCUGACGGGAGCCUAAGUAACACGAUGCUGACAGAAGGAUCCUGUCUCCUGCGGAGGAUGGAGAUCUGUGUUGCUGAAGCUGAGAAAAGGAGCGGUAAGAAUGCAGUUAGCAUGCAGGAGACCUACACUGUGUACCUGGUUGAGACAAGACCAAUUGAUGCAAUCGCAGAAGGCCAUAAUCCACCGCCUGACUCUCUGUGGAGGCGAUACAGUGAGUUUGAACUGCUGAGGAACUAUCUGAUAGUUACAUAUCCAUACAUCGUGGUUCCUCCUCUGCCUGAGAAGAGGGCAGAGUUUGUAUGGCACAAGCUUUCUGCAGACAACAUGGACCCAGACUUUGUGGAGCGGCGCAGGAUUGGGCUGGAGAACUUCCUGCUCCGUGUGGCCUCUCAUCCAGUUCUCUCCAACAACGAGAUGCUUUACCACUUCCUCACCAAGGAGCAUGGCUGGAAGGAAAUGGUAUAUGAGACGGGUUUCCAGACAAAGGCAGAUUCCAGACUCAGAGCUUUGAGCGCCACCUUCAGGGUGAGAAGUCCUCAUAAACGCCUAGUGGAGAUGAAACAUUACAGCGACGGACUUCAGUCUCACACUUCUCAGCUGCUUCGAGCACGAACUAGGGUUGCUGAUAGACUGUAUGCUGUUUACAAAGUCCACGGAAACUAUGGACGAGUCUUCAGUGAGUGGAGUGCCAUAGAGAAAGAGAUGGGAGAUGGACUGCAGAGCGCUGGUCAUCACAUGGAUGCCUAUGCUGCCUCAGUAGACGACAUCUUGGAAGAAGAGGAACAUUAUGCUGACCAGCUGAAAGAAUAUCUGUCCUAUGCUGAAGCUCUGAGGGCAGUGUGCAGAAAACACGAGCUGAGCCAGUUUGAGCUGGAAAUGGCUUCCCAGGACCUCAUCUCUAAGAAGCAGCAGCGUGAGGAGUUGGCCACCGGGAUAGUUCGCACUUUCUCCUUAAAAGGCAUGACCAACAAGCUUUUCGGGCAAGAAGCACCUGAGCAGAGGGAGGCCAAGCUCAACCUGCUGGAGGAGCUGAUAGCAGAGGGGGAAGAGACUGUGAAGGAGAAAACAGCUGAGUGCGAUGAGCAUGCUGAAAAGGCGUGGGCAGACAUUGUCCGUUUUAAGGAUCAGAAGGACAAAGAUCUGCAAGAGGCGCUCAUCAACUACGCUCUCAUGCAAAUCAGCAUGUGCAAGAAGGGAAUACAAGUGUGGAAUAAUGCCAAAGAAUGCUUUCUUAAGAUGUAGAGUCAAAGCCGUACAAGUUCUACUAAUAUAAGUGAGACCUGUGGACACAUUUAUACACAGGAACAUCUUAUCCAAGUACUUUGAAGGAGGUGGGGGAGAACAUAAAAAUGACCUGGGACCUGAUGUUUAAACGUUUAAUAUUUUUCAAAAGUUACAUGCUGGAGAUUGUUUAUAUGCUGUUGGAUCUAUAAAAAUGAGCACAGUGGGAGGAUGGGCUGGUGAGGCUGAAACUAGAGGAGAAGGUAUGAAAAUAUCUGAAACUUAACCCAAAGGUAUAGAGUGGGAGCAAAUGAUUAGCACCUCAAAAGUUCAAAUAUUAGCUGAACCCUGACUCCAAACCCUGGGAGGACUUACAACAGAACAGGAGGAAGCCCAAACCAUUCCUUUCACCAAACCGACUGGACAAGGAUCAGAUCCCAGACCGCAGCGUCUUCGCCUACCUUUAACUGUACAGCCAGGUAGAAUAUUAUAGAGGGUGGAAUAUUGACUCUGCUGCCUGGAAAUUAAGUCUUCAGUCAGAGGCCUCUGCAUAUUGGUUGCUAGACUGACUGCUAUCAAAGAUUCUUUCCACCCACAGCAUCACCAUACAAAAUGAUUCUUUGAUGAAUUUAGUUUUCAUUUCCCUUUGAGAUAAAUAAAGUAUUUUUGAAUUGAAUUGAAACUUUGACACUGAAGUCCUGAAAAAUAUAUGGUCAAUGUCCCAUUAUAUAUAUAGAAAAAAACAUAAUCUUGUAAUUAGUCAGACACUUAAUGGUAUUAUUUAGAAGGAUCAUGUAAUGUAAGCUUUAGCGGUGUGUUUAUUACCAAUGUGCAGUAAUUCUAUCGCUGGUAAAAAAAAUUACAUUACAAUUGCAAAGGCCAAUUUAUGUGAUCCAAACUGGAUCCAAAGAACCAAAAUGGAAUGAAGGAAACUCCAUCCAUAUAAAUCUCAGGAAAGGAACAUGAUGAUGAAAGGGAUAAACUUGGACCAGAUCUACAACAUGAGCAGAAAGGCAGGCCGUGAGUGAACAUAAUUCUUAUCGUCUUGUUUGUACUCAUCUUAAACAUGUGGUGUGAAUUUUUUGAUUAAAAAUGCUUGAUUACUUCAUCUAUUUCAGCUGAGUUCAUGCAAAAAAAAAGUAAAAUAUUUGAAAGUGGUGAGGACUUUAGGAUGUGAAGGGUUACCGCUUGACAUUCAGACAUUACUCCAUUUCUGCUCAACCGAAGAGAAAGUUUUGAACAUUUGUUCAACUGAUUUCAGUGUUGGUACAAAUAAAAUAUGCUCUAAUGAUGGCAUGUUUCUUUACUAUGUUGCAAUAAUUUAUUCUGUUGCGGCAAUUGGGUAUAUGUGGCAGUGGGGUGUUGCCAGUAAGGUAUCCCACAAUGCAUUGUGCCACCAGCAGCAGCAAGUUUAAGGAGAAAUGGUCAUCUGUGCAGUUGGUUUGUCUAGAAUGAGCCACUUUCAGAGCAAUUCUCUAAUUAGCCAGUUUUGGCAUCUAUAUUUGCACGAAACUCAGCUAUGAGUGAGCUGUAUGACUGUGGUGUUCUGCCUGAUGGUGCAGCAUUGUAUAUAAUUAUGUUUUCUGAAAAAAAAUAGCAAACUAUCACUGCUUUGUAUAUCAUCUGUUAAUGUUUGAGCAGAGAAACAAAUAAAAAGCAGGAGCCAGGAA
Molecule: messenger RNA, 3091 nt
Organism: Gambusia affinis (western mosquitofish)
Lineage: Eukaryota; Metazoa; Chordata; Actinopteri; Cyprinodontiformes; Poeciliidae
Product: sorting nexin-4-like
Exons: 14
Coding region: 141-1442 (433 amino acids)
Biological process (GO): protein transport
Molecular function (GO): phosphatidylinositol binding
Source: RefSeq, a predicted model, not a curated record